Molecule: messenger RNA, 5299 nt
Organism: Salvia hispanica
Lineage: Eukaryota; Viridiplantae; Streptophyta; Magnoliopsida; Lamiales; Lamiaceae
Source: RefSeq, a predicted model, not a curated record
GGCGCAGUCUUCUUCCUCCUCUCCUUCUUUUGGUUUUCUCUGUGUAUCAGCAUCUCCAAAUUUUCUUCUCAAGUGUUUCAAUCAUGAAUCUUCUUUGCUUUAAUUCGAAAAUACAAAAGAUGAGGGGAGCAAGUGCAAUUUUCAGGAAGUUUAAAAAGUGAAAUGCAGUAGCUACCGUGCUACUGCAUCUUUGGUGUAUCACUGUUGAAAAACGCAAAAUUUGGAGGAUAUGCGAUGCGUUUCGGUGCUGGGUUGGAGGUGAUUCUUCCCUCAAAUUUCCGUUUUGCAGUAUGGGUUGGAGAUGCCCUUAGUUAAAAUUUUGUAUUCAUAAGUAUAAUUUCAGGGUUUUAGAUGCAGAAUUCGAUUGAAAUUUAGCAGAAGUAGUAUAUACAGUUCGCAGUCGAAAACGAACACCUGGUGUUUGAUUUUACGCCUCUGAGAAAUAGUAGGUGAGUUUCAACAUGCGUGAGUAUGCAAGCAGAGAGAGCAAAAAUCUGAAAUCCAAGAUGUUAGGAGCAACUUCAAUUCAAAUUGGGGAAGAUGAUGUUUCGCGGCUGGUUGGUGGCAUAGUUGAAAAGGGCUUCUCCGAAGCUCGGCAGACUAGGCCGUUACCUCCGCCCACAGGGCCGCGCCCCACCGUGCUGCCCUUUCCGUUGGCGCGCCACCGCUCACACGGCCCGCAUUGGGCUCCUAACGUUGGAAAUUCGAACGGCAAAGACAGUGAAGAUGAGCUUGCUGGAGAAGAGGAAGAUUUCGAGGGGAGAGCAGUAGCUGCUGCUGCUAAUCCAUUACAAAGAAAAGAGAAGAGGGGUUUGGAUUUCAGUAGAUGGCGGGAGAUGGCAAAAAAAGCUGGCAGCUCGGGGUUCCAUGAGAAGGAAGAGGGAUGGUGCUCGAAUGGGGAUGAAGUUGAGCCAAAAGAGACAAAAAUGGCUUCUAAUGGUGAUGCACAGUUUCAGUCUAUGACAAUGACUAGUAAUGUUUCGACAAUCAGAGAGGCGAAAGGAGAAGCAAAAGACGCAUCACAUUUGGCAAGUGACAAGGAGUUUUACAGCUCUGAAUAUGGGAAAAAUGGAAAUAAUGUCCAAACUAUGCAAUAUCAACAGGAUGGCAUUGCUGAAUCUGAUGGAAAUACUGUUGUGGAGAAGGCGUCUACAUGGCAGAAUGGAUUGAGGAAAGAAGUGGACCUGAAAAGGGAGAAUAUGCCAAAACCACAUACAGCUUCUGUUUUCUCAGGGCAGGCGUCAGUAGGUGGAGAAGAAAGUAGUCUUCAAAGUCAGAUAGAUGCUGAGAAUCGUGCUCGAAUAGCAAAUAUGUCUGCUGAUGAACUUGCUGAAGCACAAGCUGAGAUAAUGGCUAAGCUAAACCCAAAAUUGAUUGAUGCAUUGAAGAAAAGGGGUCAAGGAAAAGACAAGAGGCAAAAGUCUUACGAGACAGAUGUUACGGGCAGUGCAUCAGUUGAUAUGCAACAUGAGGAAGCUUUGCCUAAAAUUUCUGGGAACACUGUCUCUCAUGAACCAAUGGAAAUAGAAACUGAAAGUACCUUAAAAGAUAAGGAAGACAAUGUUUCUACAAAUGCAAGCCCAGAUAAAGGUAGCAUAUGGAAUGCUUGGAGCAAAAGAGUUGAGCGCGUUAGAGAUGUGAGAUUUUCCUUAGAUGGAAACAUUAUUGGCUUUGGUAUGGAGUCCAAUAUUGGUGAUCCUGGUGCUGGUGGUUACACAAUAAAAGAAGCAUUAGCAUUAGCUAGAAGUGUGGUUCCAGGCCAACGGACACUUGCUUUAAGUGUAAUUGCAGCUAUUCUUAAUCGGGCAAUUUCUAAAAUCAUUCAGAAUCAAGUUGAUUCUGUUUCUAAUAUUGCUGAUUCUGUGGAGCCUGCUGACUGGGUUGCUAUUUGGGCUUAUGCUCUGGGUCCGGAACCUGAGCUUGCUUUAUUACUGAGAAUAUCUUUUGAUGACAACCACAAUAGCGUUGUCCUCAAUUGUGCCAAGGCCAUUCUUAGUGCAUUGAGUUAUGAUACAAACAAGAUUUUAUUUGACAUGUUGGAGCGGACACCAACGUAUUCGAAGGAUGUUUCUACUGCUCCUGUAUUCAGAAGUAAACCAGAUGUUAAUGUUGGUUUUCUUCGUGGUGGCUUUUGGAAGUAUAAUACUAAGCCUUCCAAUAUUCUUCGUUGUGGUGAGGAGAUGAUGGAUGACGAAGCUGAAGGUGAGGGCGAGCACACUAUUCAGGAUGAUGUAGUUGUUGCAGGGCAGGAUUUUGCUGCUGGUCUUGUUAGAAUGGGGACUCUUGAAAGGAUCUGCUAUCUCUUACAGACAGACCCUGCUGCACCAUUAGAAGAAUGCUUAAUAUCAAUAUUGAUAGCUUUAGCAAGGCAUUCUCCAACUUGUGCUGCUGCAGUUUUGGACUGUGGAAGGCUUGUUCAGACAAUUGCUGGAAGAUUUACUUCAAAUGAACAAAUGGAAAUCAAUGGCAGUAAAAUCAAAUCUGUUACUCUAUUCAAAGUAUUGGCUCAGCAUGGCAGGAAGAAUUGCUCAACAUUUAUUAACAAUGGAAUUUUUCGUCAGCUGACUUGGCACUUGUACCGGUAUCCAUUUUCUCUUGAUCUAUGGGUCAAGUCCGGGAGAGAGUCCUGCAUACUUUCAUCUGCUAUGCUGGUUGAACAAUUGCGUUUAUGGAAGGUUUCCGUUAAUUAUGGAUAUAGUAUUUCGGACUUUUCUGACCUAUUUACAUCAUUGUGUGCAUGGUUGAGUGUACCUACCUUUGAGAAGUUAAGCAGCUAUGACGUGAUGAGUGAAUACUGUGCCAUCACAAGGGAAGCUUAUCUUCUUCUUGGAGUUAUGGCUAAUAGACUUCCAAACUUCUAUUCAAGCAUGCAAGAACCACCCGCAGAUACUGUUCAAGAUACAGACCCUUGGUCAUGGAGACACUUUGGUCCUAUUAUAGAUUCGGCAGUUGAGUGGAUACAAGUUAAAAAUAUUGCAUUCGUAUCGAGGCUCUUCAACUCCCAGAGUAAUGAUGGUGAGAGGAUCUGUUUCCAGGAUUCAAAAGUAAAUUCCUUGCUAUGGAUAAUUUCUUCUGUUUUAAGUAUGCUUGCCAGCGUGCUGAAAGCUGUCAUCCCAGAGGACUUUACGAGCUUACCUGAUGGCCGAUUGCCAUGGUUGCCAGAGUUUGUUCCUAAGAUUGGACUUGCAUUUGUUAAAAAUGGGUAUAUCAGGUCUGGAGGAUCAAGUGAUCCUUCUGAAAAUGGCUCUUUUGUAAAGUAUCUAUGUGAUUUGAGACUUCAAGGAAGUCCUGAAUUUGCAAUAUCUUCUCAAUGUUGUCUCCAAGGGUUCUUCCAAAUAGCAGAUUCUGUUGAUAAGUUGGUUACACAUGCAAAUCUCGAUAUCCAUUCAGCACGAGUUGGAUAUAACAAUUUCUCAAGGGACGAUAAGAUUCUUGCUAAUGGUAUACUGAAGUCCUGUUCAACUGAAAUACAGUAUCUGCUGUCAACUUCAAUGGAAGCAAUUACUAGUGACUGGCAAUUCCUGCGGCCUAUUGAGAUGUUCAGUAGAGGCGGCCCUGCUCCAGGAGUUGGUGUUGGCUGGGGUGCCUCUGCUGGAGGGUAUUGGUCCUUAAAUUCUUUGUUGGCUCAGCAAGACGCAGGAUUGCUCGUUUACUUGCUUGAAGCUUUUGGGAUUCCAUCUACUGUGGAUCCAUCAGAAGCCGAAGAGAUGGACUGCACAAUGCAAAAGAUAGAAUGCAUCCUUACUGCUUGUUUAAUUGUGGGCCCAUGGAGUAGCUCAGUCCUUGAUAAGUUACUAAAAAUCAUCUUCCAGGUUCCUGUACUCAAGCAUCUGAGUUAUGGCAUUCAUAAGUUCCUCUCUCUUAGAAAAGGAUACAGUUCUUUCAAGUGGAACUAUGAUGAUGAAGAAUAUGCACUGAUAUCUAAUGUUUUGGCCUCUCACUUUAGAACCAGGUGGCUUGGUGCAAAGAAGAAACGAAAAGCCAUGCCUGAGACCAACCAUCCAAGCCAAAAAUCUACAAAGAAAAAGGUUCGUUUUAUGGAAACUAUUCAUGAGGAUAUGAAUGCGACAAGUGAAGCUGGUGAAGUGAUGUCUUCUUCAUCUUCAUUAAUAUUGGAGUGGGCUCGCCAGAGAUUGCCUCUUCCGGAACAUUGGUUUCUGAGUGCAAUCUCCACCAUUCAGUUAAACAAUAACACAUGUCCGCCCAGUGCUUCUCAUGGUGAAAUCUUUUCAGAGGUGGCCUCAGACAUUGUAGAAGUUGCUAAGAGCGGACUCUUUUUCCUCCUGGCUAUCGAAGCCAUCCCUACCUCUCUUAGCUCUGAGUUCCGCUCACCUGCUAAAUGUGUUCCAGUUGUUUGGAAACUGCACGCCAUGUCUGCAACAUUACUUUCUGGGAUGGGUGUUCUGGAAGACGAGAAAAGCAGGACUGUCUAUGAAACCUUGCAGAAUGUGUAUGGCGGAGUUCUUGAUGAGAAGAGGUCUUCAGACGUGCUCGGUCACACGGGUGUUGAGCGCCUGAAGUUUGCAUCAGACAUCCACGAUAGCUACCCUACAUUCAUCGAAACUCUAGUGGAGCAGUUCUCAGCUGAAUCGUAUGGUGAUGUCAUAUUUGGGAGGCAGGUUGCAAUGUAUUUACAUAAAUCCGUUGAAGAUUCUGCAAGGCUUGCUGCGUGGAAUACCUUGUCUAAUGCACGCGUUCUUGAGCUCCUGCCGCCUCUACAUAAGUGCCUCGCGAAGGCUGAUGGCUACCUUGAACCCAUCGAGGAUAACGAGAGCAUCCUAGAAGCCUACGUGAAAUCGUGGACCUCUGGCGCCCUUGACAAAGCGGCAAACAGGGGCUCAGUAGCAUUCUCUCUGGUUCUGCAUCAUCUUUCAUCCUUCAUAUUUGGCAGUGCUGGUGAUGCUACUCUCUCACUGCGCAAUAAACUCGCGAAAUCUCUGAUGCGCGACUAUUCUCGCAGGCAGCAACACGAGGGGAUGAUGGUGAAAUUGAUAUGCGACAAGAAACCUGAGCCCGAGCCGCAAGCAUCGGCGACAGCAGCUUCGUCUCUACCUAUGUCGGCGAUAGAAAAGAGGUUGCAACUUCUGACAAAAAUUUGUGAUGGAUGUGCGCCUCAAGUGGCAAAGCUUGAAGCCUGUAUCAGAAAAGAGCGUUCAGAAUAAGGUGGCUGUUAGUAUGGAGUUAAUCAUGAUUUUGGAUGUUUGAUGAUCUUGUAAACAAUCUCGGCCCGGCCCGGGCCGGGCCUCUUUUUGGGUCUGGCCGUCUGUCAAAUAAUAGGUGUAAUAAAGUUAUACCGCAA